Messenger RNA from Morus notabilis, 729 nucleotides. Its product is annotated as early nodulin-93. The record is from RefSeq and is a predicted model, not a curated record. NCBI's taxonomy places the organism in Eukaryota, Viridiplantae, Streptophyta, Magnoliopsida, Rosales, Moraceae. The transcript is spliced from 4 exons. The coding region runs from base 125 to 451 and encodes 108 amino acids.
AACUUCAAUUCAUCCAGACACUUCAAAAUAUCUUUUCUUUUCGAAGAGUAGCUUAGUUUUGAUCAGUUGUUUAUUUCUUCAGAUAUUAUUUCUACAUCUUUUUAUUGUUUUACUUUAUAGAAAUAUGGCAAAGAAUGCAGCUCAGUCACCCCUUGAAAAGAGCAGCUUGGCUGCUCUUGACCAGAAGCUGGCCAUGGCUCAACGCUGCGCCCAAGAAGGUGUGAAAGCAGGAGCCAAGGCAGCUGUUGUUGCUAGCAUUGCAACUGCGAUUCCAACGUUUGCUAGUGUGAGGUUGCUGCCAUGGGCAAAAGCCCAUCUCAAUCACACUGCUCAAGCCCUCAUAAUCUCCACAGUGGCUGGAGCGGCAUAUUUCAUAGUGGCUGACAAGACUGUCCUGGCUACAGCUAGAAAGAACUCCUUCAAGCAAGCCUCUAACAACAUUGAAGGAUGAUUCAAAUUUCCAUCACUAGUUUCAAAGUCUGGUUGUUCCCCAAUGGUCUAAGUAAACAUUUAUUAUGUAAUUCCAUCUCCUUAUAAAUAAAUAAAUAUGGGUUUCCUUAGAUCAUGAGAACAUCUAGCUAUUACCUAUUGGGCCCUACCCCAGAUUUGAUAUUAUGUUCCAUCUCAAUCCAACUCCUUUUGCAUGUGAGGAACAUAGUAUUCAAAGUUCCAUCAUAGGAACGCCCAAAAUAUGGGCUUUUUCUUUAUAAAAUGAUGAGAACAUAAAUA